CAAGAGUUUGAUGUUUUCUCUAAUAAACCUGCAGAGUUUCCAUCAGUGUCACUGGUGAUUACAUAUCCAGCUGGCUCUGCCACGACGGUACAUGACGGCGACAAUGACUUCACAGAGGAAGAGCAAGCUCCUAAACUGGACUACAAUGACCCUCACUGGUGCCACACUCCUGGUCUGACCAACGGGGAGGUGACCUGCCGCUCUCCUCGAGGAGUGGCCUAUAUGAGCACGCUGGGCACUCGCUGUGAGAUGAGGUGUGACCGAGGAUACCGACUCUUGGGGAGGAGCUCCAUCCAGUGCCUCGCCACCCGCCGCUGGUCUGCCACAGCUUUCUGCCGCAAAAUGCGUUGCCGCAUAUUGCCCCUCAUCCCGCGCGGCAGAUACACCUGCACGCACGGCUUCGAGGUCGACUCGAGGUGCGAUUUCACCUGUGACACCGGCUACCGCAUCGAGGGCGAACACUCGCGCACCUGUCGGCACGGGGGAAGGUGGAGCGGACUUCAGCCAGACUGUGCAGAUACUGAUCCUCCAAAAAUCCGGUGCCCUCCGUCCAGACUCAAGGUCGCCGAGCCGGGAAAACUCACAGCCAGGGUGACCUGGGAACGCCCUGCCGCUACAGAUACCGCGGAUAAAUCUCUCGAAGUCAUAUUAGUGGGCCAAGAGCCAGACACCGACUUUAAAGAAGGAGUGCAUAUUAUCCGAUACAAAGUGUACGACCAGGCCAGGAACAGAGCCGCCUGCAAGUUUAUUGUCCGCGUUGAGGUGAGACGAUGUCCAGAACUACAUCCACCUCUGCAUGGCUACAUCUCCUGCUCCUCUGAUGGGAAUAACUACGGCGCCACGUGUGACCAUCACUGCGACGGAGGAUACGAGCUGCGGGGAGUUUCCAGUCGCGUCUGCCAGUUCAGCCGUAACUGGGGAGGAGAUCCUGCCGAGUGUGUUCCGAUGGAGAUUAAAUCGGACGUGAAGACCGCUCCAGCUCUCCUGGAUCAGUUCUACGAGAAGAGGAGGCUGCUGAUCGUGUCUGCGCCCAACAUAUCUGACCCCGACUACCAACUGCAGAACAUCAUGAUUCAAAAAUCUGACUGUGGAUUAGACCUGAGACACGUGACCUUGAUCGAGCUACUGGGCUCCCCGCCUCGAGAGACAGGCCGCAUUAAAGAAAGUCUGCUCAACGUCGAAGUCAUCGAGGGUUUGAGGCAAGCGUUCAGAAUCUCCAGGUCCUACUUCAGCAUGGUACUGCUCGACGAGCUGGGCAUGGACCGAGAGCGCUUCAUCACUCCCGUCGGCUCGGACGAGCUGUUCUCCUACAUCGACAGCUUCCUGCUGGGUGAAGAGGAGCGAGAGAGGCUCGAGCUCCACAGAGACUUCUGUGACUAACUUAAUAGAUCCCUCCGGUUGCCAUAGUGAUAAACCUAUCAGCGAAACUAUAGCAGCACGAGGACGGUUCAGGCGUCGGGUUCGGCGGAACAUUAGGAGGGAGGACAAGGACAAGAAGGCGGGUCCUCAUGUUCUAAUGUGAUUAUUAGAUAACACUGAAGCUGCAGCACUGUCAAGACAGGAUUCAGAGAGAACACAGAACACACAAAGAUACUGUUAGUAACCUGAUAUUUAAGGCCAGGUGUGGAAGAAGUGAGCGCACCUGGUCUUUUUGAACCUGUCACAAACGCUGUGGAGUCCAGUGACAGUUUUAGCGCCGUUACUGUUUUUUUUGUAUCUUGUACAUUUCCGAUCAAUCCGUUCAAGUGAUCUGAUGAAAUAAUAACAAUAAAAAAAAAAAGUGAGAACUGUC
Molecule: messenger RNA, 1792 nt
Organism: Solea senegalensis (Senegalese sole)
Lineage: Eukaryota; Metazoa; Chordata; Actinopteri; Pleuronectiformes; Soleidae
Gene: srpx2
Product: sushi-repeat containing protein X-linked 2
Exons: 10
Source: RefSeq, a predicted model, not a curated record